AUGUGGACGGCUCAUCUGUCCACGGACCUCUAUGUUUGGUCGUUGCAGGACUGGAAAACGGUUAAAAUGCUGCCGGACGCCUUCGGGUGCGUGGUGGCGAACAGGUUCGGGAACCUUCUCGACGACGACGACGCUGACCCGCUUGACCUGAUCAACGAAGUGCGGUGCGAGAAGGAGAAGAAGAAUAAGAACAAGAAGAAAGACGACGAGGUGAAACGGAAGCAGAAAAAGCCGGGUGAGAAGGAGUCCCAGAAGGACAGACGCCUGCCGAUGGCGUUGGAUGGUCCGGAGCAGGUCCCCGUGUACAAGCAGCAGGUGGGCCAUGCACCAGUGGCUGAGAGCAGGGAGGAGGCCAACAGGGGCACGAGGAAGGCCGCUGCCGGGCAACGGAGGGUCACCCAAGAGCAGCAGCCUCUGGAGUACUCCAUCGCUAAGCCCCUCUAUAAUGACAACUCCGACCUCAGGGGUAGAGGCGGGGUCCGAGGCAGGAGAGGAUCAAGAGGUGGGGGGGGAUACACAAGGAACCCUGAUCAGUUCAAUCCAAGAGGAAAAAGGGAAUUUGACCGACACAAUGGAACAGGUAUCUCUCCAGAGGAAAAGAGAGGAGGCAGAGGACCCUGGAAUUGGGGCUGUGUUGAGGAAGCGGCAAGUGAGCUGAUGGAGGUGACAUCUGAGGCCACUGUCAAAUCUGAGGAGCCCCAAAUUGGUGUGGAGGAGAAUCUGCAUCCCGCCUCAGAUGAAGACAAAGAGAUGGUAGUCCAGGUUGCCAUGGAGAUGACCCUAGAUGAGUGGAAGACCAUGCAGGAGAUGAGUCGUCCCAAAGCGGAGUUUAAUAUCCGCAAAGGAGAGGACAAGAUCCCAUCCAAAGCCAAGGUCAUCCACCAGUCCAAGCACCUGGAGAACCCAAAAGACACUCUGGAGGAUGAUGCACACUACUUGCGCAGGUCUGUGAAUGACAUCACCUCCCUCUUGAACAUCAACUUUGGCAGUCUGGGACGGCCGAGCCGCGGUGGGCGAGGAAGGGGAGGACGAGGUGGCCAGAGUACUCGUCUGGAAAGGGUUGAACCCACGAUGGAGAGGGAAGAUGAUCUGGCACCAAAUCCUGACGAUCCAGAAGACUUCCCAGCCCUAACGGCUGGAAAAUAACUACAUUCACCUCUUUACCUCUUGCUUACCUCGGUGGCACUAAAUGCACUGAUCAAUAAAUCUAUUGCAAAGUUGUUGUUUUUUCUUAUUCAAAGUAUGUAGGGUUUAAUUCUACCAAACACAGGAUAAGGACUGUUUCAAUGGUUGUUUUAGCAGCAAAUAAAUGCAUGUGAUAAGGAAAAAA
Menidia menidia (Atlantic silverside) is the source of this 1330-nucleotide messenger RNA. The record is from the annotation of a GenBank genome assembly. NCBI's taxonomy places the organism in Eukaryota, Metazoa, Chordata, Actinopteri, Atheriniformes, Atherinopsidae.